GUGGCCGCCGAGUAGCCCGGAGUCUCAGAUCUCAGGUUACAGCGAUGAUCACCGAAGGGACCAAACGCAAAAAACCUCCGACUUUUGGACACCUUCCAUUCAAUAGAGCCAAAAAACUAAAGCAGUCAUGGGUUGAGAGCACGAAGAUAAAAUCUCAGUGGAAAGCCCAGAAAAAGCGGGAAGGUGUUUUUCAACGGAAACCCGAAGUGCCUUCCAAUGGCGAUCUACCCCCUGCACAUCGGGAAAAAUCUGAUGGAAGUGACCCAGAACAAUCGCACUCUAAGGAUCAAGGCUCUCACUCUAACAGUCAUCCUGAGUGCAAGCAGCGACAGGUCCCAAAUAGCUCAGCUGAUGGCGGGAUUUCACUUCGAGAACUCGGCAAACAAGCUUACUCACGCAAUUCCCUUCAUACGUACAAGGCAAAAAGUAGAAGACAUGAUAUAAAACCUUCUUGUGGUGCCAAUCCGCAGAGAGGCAGCACCAGGGGAGGGCGCGGUGCUUCCUUUGGAGAUCGAGGGCACGGGAAGGGACAACCCAACAUGAAGUAUCGAAUGACGGCCAUGCUCGAAAAAAUCAAGCGCGAUUUUACUUGAAUGAGAUACAUACACCCCGUUUAUCGUGUUCAGAUGAAAGCACCGUCAAUUUAUAUUUUCCUUGUCUCCAGCACCGUCUGCCAUCCUUUGAUCACUGCUAUCUAUAUCAUGUUGUCCCUCUCCUCUCACAAACCUUGUCUCCAGGGUAUCCAUGAAUGGCUUGGAGUCCACCGUAGUGACAGCUGUAAGAGCUGUUGGAUGACUACUCAAAUGCCCUGGGCCUGGGUCAUCCAAUUCGUCUACUAGGCCAAGUCCUUUGGGUGGCAUCCCUU
This is a messenger RNA of Suillus fuscotomentosus, 865 nucleotides long. RefSeq lists its product as uncharacterized. Lineage: Eukaryota; Fungi; Basidiomycota; Agaricomycetes; Boletales; Suillaceae. The record is from RefSeq and is a predicted model, not a curated record. The transcript is spliced from 3 exons. The coding region runs from base 45 to 593 and encodes 182 amino acids.